AUGGCGGCGUCCUCACCUGCAGGACGCGUUUUGACUCUUUGCAAACAGUUUUACAAUUGUGUCAGAAUAUCUUCGUCGAUAGGUGUUCAGUCAUGCCCUGUGAACCUGAUUAAAUGUCAGAGCAAUAUUCUCAGGGAAAAGGCUUCGUUGCUGGCCCCACCUUGGAGCAGUCCCAUCAGCUUUGUGGGUCAGUAUCGAGCUGUCCACACAACCAUCAGCAGGAGGGGUCUGGAAGAAUUUUUUGACGCUCCUGAAAGCUGGGGAGAGUCCACUGUGAAGUCAGGUGCACCAUGGACUGCCAAACAACUGAGAACAAAGAGCAACGAGGACUUGCACAAACUCUGGUAUGUGCUACUGAAAGAAAAGAACAUGCUGCUCACUCUUGAGCAAGAAGCAAAAAGGCAAAGGGUUCAGAUGCCGAGUCCUGAAAGGCUAAAAAAGAUCGAUCGCUCAAUGAUCAGACUGCAGACGGUGGUGGAGGAAAGAGAGAUUGCCCUGCGCCUGUUGCAGACAGGACAGGAGAAAGGCAGACCUGGAGCCUGGAGGCAAAACGUAUUGGGAUACCACUACUGGUACCGCUUCAAAGAGUAUGCAAUUCCCUGGUACAUGAACAGAAGAUACAAGCGCAAGAAGUUCUACACGCCCUCAUUUGUCCAACCACAUAUAAGGCUGCGUAUAGAGAAGUACCUUCGGGCCAAGGCCAGAAAAGCAAACUUAAAGAAGGAAACAUUGGCAAAAUUAAAGGAGAAGUUUCCUCAAAUGAAGGUUCCUGCACCAUGAAAUCUUCAAGUUUUCUACAACCCAGCCUGAAUCAGCUCAUGUAAAUAGCUGAAAAUGGUCAUUUUGUGAUUUGUGAUUUUGUUCAACUGUUGAUUUUCUCUGCAAGAUAAAUUAUGUUGUCAACCUGAAAUAUGUUCCAUUUUCUAUUUUUUUUUUCCUGAGUAAUAAACAAAACAAUCCCCUAAGAAUUAAAAUAAACUAUCACUCAUUUGUAAUUGCAGAACUCAGGCGAACAAUUUAACAAAAAAAAAGAUUUUAUUUUUUUUAAAAGACCACAUGUAGCCAAUGGCAAGCAAAAGUGAAAAUUAAAUACAGAUUAAUUUUAGUUGACACAUGAGAAAGCACAGGCAAUUACUGUCUGGCAUCAGCCACAGACGAGUUUACCUGCCACACACAAAAGGCAUAAAAAUAAGACAAAUUUAAACAGCCAACUCAAUGAUCUUUCCAUCAAAACAGACACGUCGUACAAAGUUUGCCUCGUCAGUAGUCUGCUCGAAUCAAAAUGUUUUGGUCAUUUUGUAGUUUUUUUUUUUUUUUU
Molecule: messenger RNA, 1318 nt
Organism: Cololabis saira (Pacific saury)
Lineage: Eukaryota; Metazoa; Chordata; Actinopteri; Beloniformes; Belonidae
Gene: mrpl47
Product: mitochondrial ribosomal protein L47
Exons: 7
Coding region: 1-780 (259 amino acids)
Biological process (GO): mitochondrial translation
Cellular component (GO): mitochondrial large ribosomal subunit; mitochondrial ribosome
Molecular function (GO): structural constituent of ribosome
Source: RefSeq, a predicted model, not a curated record